AUGUCCAAAACUUGUAAUAAAUGCAACCAAAUCUUUCCCACAACAAAAGAGCACAGCCGUCACCAGAAAAAAUGCACUGCUGGCAGUAUGGAUGGCAAGAUCUUUUUCAAUUUCGAGGGGACCGACAUCACUGUGUCUUCUUCAAGCUGCGAGAUAGUUCAGCCCAUGGUCGAAAAAGGAUGGAGGUUACUUCUGGUGACGACAGCCAGUCUAUUGAUCAAGUACCUAGCGUACCUGACCCUUGGCCUACUCAGGGAGGUCAUGCAAUGGUUAUGGCGCAACAAUAUGAUCACUCCGCACCCAGCACUCCAGAAACCAGGCGAGGAAGGUCUCUUCAAUGGCAAACAGACAGGGCAAGUGCAAAAAAAGCAGUGCAUGGAUCAAGUGCAGAAUAUAAUGCCUGCUGCCCCCUUGGAACGGCAUGAGCAUCAGUCGGACAACGCCGUUGCAUAUUUCUCGCAGAAGGACCCCCAAGUAAGCACCAUAGUUUCACUGUACAAUUACAAUUGA
Messenger RNA from Suillus subalutaceus, 510 nucleotides. RefSeq lists its product as uncharacterized. The coding region runs from base 1 to 510 and encodes 169 amino acids. NCBI's taxonomy places the organism in Eukaryota, Fungi, Basidiomycota, Agaricomycetes, Boletales, Suillaceae. The record is from RefSeq and is a predicted model, not a curated record. The transcript has 7 exons.